AUUUUGGUCGAGGACACAUGUGAGCUCCUCCCUCGGGUGACGUCAUGGAUGACUCGCGACAGACGACUCGCGGGGAGCUUAGAGAGCUCGCUGCGCUGUCGUCCAAUGAAAAUCAUGCGAGAAAUAGCCGAACAAGAUGGUCCAAAGAUAAUAAUCAGUCCUGGAUGAGAGGGAGAGGUCGCGGUAGAGACUUUCGAAUCCACGACAGUACGAGCCGAGGCCUGCAUGAGCCUCAGGAACAGGGAUCGAGUUGGAGGGUGCGCGGUGCCGGAGAACAUCGACCCAGGAAACCCGAAAAUCCGGGGCCGGCAGGGCGGCCGCCUGGCGCCUCUCAACGCCGAGAGUUGUUCCCGAUCACGAAGCACAAACUCAACGAUCUGUAUAAAUGCGAGCCUAAAGAUCUGAUCAUGGAGCUCGAGCUGAAUCCAGGUUGGGGCUGUCUGCUGGAACAGAAAACCUACGCUGAAUUGGACGAAAUCGUGGUAGCUGUCAAGGUUUUCGCGAAAUGCCUCGAGAGCCCCAAUCGGAAUGUCACACUCGCGUUCAUGCGAAAAUAUUUCGAAAAGUUCCACAAUUACCUGACGGGAACACUGGUCUUUCUAUUUGACGACUUGAGCGCGAAGCUCGCUCUGGUUGUGCGCGACAUUGUCCUGCUGUAUCAGACAGCCUGCACGAUGAUGCCAGGAGGAGUAUUCCAGGUUGUGAAAGUCCUUCUGAGUAUCAUCAGUCGUCAUGCGGGAGUACUGCAGAGAAAACUUCAGCAUGGAAACUGCAACCUCUUGGAAAUGUUGGAGAGUUUGGAGAGACAGGUCGACGAGGCUCGGGACCUUGAGGUUGAGACUCAGAAGAAAUCGAAAGCCGUGAUACGCGUCGGAGAGAGGAACUCGGAUCGGGGAGCUCCGCCGGACAACUACAAGGAAAUUGCAGUCUUCCCGACGAUUGACGACAUGGAAGACUUGAGACCUUACAUUCGCAAGAACAUCAUAGUCGGACCUUACGAGAAUGGUCAUGAUUACGUCGAAACCCAGUUCCGCCUGCUUCGUGAGGAUUUCGUUGCGCCUUUACGGGAGGGACUCCAGAACUAUCUCGGCAUGGAGGCCAGCCGCAGGAAGAAAGAGCUUAAAGGAAACUCCGUGAGGUACUACUUCAAUGUGUCUUGCAAGGGUCGACUGGCUGCGCUGACGGACUCCGUUUUUCUCUACGCCCUUCAACUCGCCCCGCGGGAUUACAAAUCGGUGAAAUGGGAACGCUCGAAACGAUUCGCCAGCGGAUCUGUCAUCGCAUUGUCUAAUGAUGACUUUGCUUCGAUGAUAUUCGCCUUCGUCCUGCAGAGAGACGUUAGGACUCUCCAAAGAGGUGGUCUCUCCGUCGCAUGUUGCAGAUCAGAAGAUGAAGACUACUUAGAAGCUGGGAUGAGCUACAGCGUCAUCGAGAGCACCGCUCUGUUCGAAGCAUAUCGCUACAACUUGAAAGUUCUGCAAGAUAUCGAUCCUCUAUUAGUGCCGAUGGAGAAGUACAUCGUGAAACUCGAAAAAACAGUCGUGCCGCCUCAGUUCAUCAAUAGAGGAUCUUCUGUCAACUUGAGCCCGAUAAUGUUGGAUGAACGCAAUACCUGUACCGAGGUAUUGAAUAGUCUGAAUUGGCCUAGUCGCAAGCUCACGAAACUUGACGAUGCUCAGUACGCGGCAGUGCAGAGCGCCUUCGCUCGCGAGUUGUGCCUCAUACAGGGCCCUCCGGGAACAGGGAAAACUUUUGUCGGCCUGUUGGUCGUCGAAACUUUCCUCCUGAAUCGCAUCACGACGAAACCUAUCCUAGUUGUUUGCAACACGAAUCACGCACUGGAUCAGUUCCUCGAAGGCAUCCUGAGAUUUUCAUCGAAGAUCGUCCGCGUCGGGGGAAUGUGCAGAAAUGAGGAUAUGGUGCAAUAUAGUCUAUCCGAAAUGAGACUCAAGAGACGCGACUCUGCCGUCGCCCAAAGAGAACUCGCCGAGAGGGCAGCCAGACAUGCCCGUUUCAAAAUCAACAUGUUGCGCAAAGAAAUCAACUCGUAUCAGGAAAUUUCCGAGAAGGCGUUCGGGAAGCUGAUCCCAGAGGAUGCCCUCGAAUCCGUCAGCUACGGCGUUUUUUUGAAGGAACGUGACAUUCAUAAAUGGCUUCAAAUCGAGACCUUAGCUAAGGAAUUUGCUCAGAAGGAGAAACAGAACGCUGGGUCGAAAGCUCAAGCAUCGACAGCGACGCCUGAGGAGCCGAGGGGAUGCAGCGAGCUCCCAGAGAUGGCUGAUGAAAUUCAGAGCGACGAGGAAGACAUACUCAUCGACGAGAAGGACACCGAUGAAGUGACGAUCGAUGUUGUCGAUCGACUCCUCAGUUUCCAUGGGAAACAAGAGAGCACCGCGAUGGAUCUUUUCAUCGAACACGAGCUGACCGUGAGUGACCGGCCGAGACUCACCAAAGAAGAAGCUGUCAUUCUGCAGUGUAGAUUAGAUCGAGGCUUGUACACGCUAAGCAUCGAUGAGCGCUGGGAUCUCUAUCGUCACUGGUACGACAUCUACAUGAAGGAGCUCGACAAAAAAACCGAUCGGUACCGGGAUGAAUACAGUGAGGCUGUUCGAGCGUUGAGAGAACUCGAAGCCGAAACCGAUUUUCUGAUCUUACAACAAGCUCAAGUUAUCGGGAUGACGACGACCGGCGCCGCCAAAUACAAACAUCUCUACGAAAAGCUUGACAUCGAGGUGGUCAUCGUCGAGGAAGCUGCAGAGCUCUUAGAAGCCCACAUUGUGACGACGAUCAGUACCUCGACUAAACAGCUGAUCCUGAUCGGCGAUCAUAAACAGCUGAAACCAGCCACGUCAGACUAUAAACUCGCCAGAGACUACCAUCUGGACGUUUCCCUUUUCGAGCGGCUCGUCAAUAAUGGGAUCCCCUACAUCAGUCUGGAGCUCCAGCAUCGUAUGCGUCCCGAGUUCGUUCGGCUUCUGGUACCGCACAUCUACCAGAGAUUGGAUUGUGGGCCGAGCGUGUAUGCCUAUCCGAGCGUCAAGGGUAUGUCAGCGGACCUACAGCUCAUGAGUCACUCUCACUUCGAGUCGAACGACGGCGAAAAUCGCUCGAAGACCAACGUGUUCGAGUGUGACAUGAUCGUCGGCCUGGUUCGCUACCUGUUCGUCCAUGGCUACACCCCCGAUCAGAUCACGGUCCUCGCCAUGUAUUCAGGACAACAGUUCCUGAUCAAGCACAGGAUGCGCCAGCUGAACUUCUCGCUCCGGGUGACUUCUGUGGACAAUUAUCAAGGCGAAGAGAACGAUAUAGUAAUCCUAUCGUUCGUCCGUAGCAACGAAGAAGGUCAGAUUGGCUUCCUCCGCACCAUGAACCGGCUCUGUGUCGCGUUUUCGCGAGCCCGCUUAGGUCUCUUCUGUGUCGGCAACUUCCAAAUGAUCGCGCAGCGCCAGCCGAUCUUCAAGAACAUGCUCGAGUCCGUGGCUGACUCGGUUCGGGACCACUUCAGAUUCCAGUGCAAAGCGCACAAGACCGAAACGAAAGUGUACAAACCGAGCGAUUUCGUGCAAGUAGCCGAAGGCGGAUGCUAUAUGCCCUGCGCGGAUCGCCUGGACUGUGGCCACAUGUGUCCGAAGCUGUGUCACGAAUACUCCAACGAACAAACGAGAUUCAAGUGUAUCAGACCGUGUCUCAAAAAGUAUCCGGAAUGCGGCCACCCGUGCAAGAAACAAUGCGGCGAGGAUUGCGAUAUAUGCGGAGAGAAAAUUCAUUCCUCCUUCAAGCCCUCACAAUGCUCCCAUUUCCAGCGUCUCUGCGGCAAGCGGGAAAAACCGACCUGUGAGAAGAAGUGCGAGAAGCUGCUCCCCUGUGGUCACCCUUGUGAUAUGAAGUGUACUCAGAUCUGUCAGAAGUUAUGUAAGGCGGAAGUAGAAGUCGUAUCAAUUUGUGGACACCGCGUCAAAGUGGCCUGUCAUAUUCGAAGCGACGCUCGUGGAGUGGCGAGCCUCUGCAGGCAGCCCUGUGGUAGCCUUCUGAAGUGUGAGCACACUUGUGAAGGAACUUGUGGCUCCUGUUACCAAGGUCGAUUCCACGUCCCGUGUCAAAGUCGAUGCGGGAGGACACUCAUUUGUGGGCACGUGUGCAAGGAGCCGUGCUCUCGAGUCUGUCCACCUUGCAAGAGAAAAUGCGAAAACGCAUGCAUUCAUUCGCACUGUGAAAGAACUUGCGGGGAACCGUGCGUGCCUUGCGCUGAAGCUUGCUCAAGGCGAUGCCCCCACCAGAAGUGCAGCAAAUUAUGCUCCCAGAAGUGUUCUGUCGAGCCGUGCACCCAGCCAUGCACCAAGAAGCUCAAGUGCGAUCACGACUGCAUCGGAUUCUGCAGCGCGAAAUGCCCGGACAGAUGUCGAGUUUGUGAUGAAAACGUCUGUGAUGUCGAGCUCGGAACCGAGGAAGAGGAUUCUCGUUACGUACAAUUGGAUUGCGGCCAUGUGAUAGAAUCUUCCGGAAUGCAGAAAUGGGUUGAGACCUGCAUCAAAAGCACAGAGAUCAGCAUGGGCGGGAUAUCUUGUCCGGCUUGCUUAGCACCUGUAGUGAGAACUGACCGCUUCUCGCACCACAUCAACGAAAAACGGAAUCUCAUCGAGAUCGUCAAAGCCAAGGUUUUCGGAACUCCGGCGGAUAACAAACGAGAGCUCGAGAGGGUUUUAGCGAGACUGGGACAUAUGACCCAAGUCGUCAAUACCACCGAAUUAUCCUCGUUCCUGAAGGAUAUGAUCGACAUGCUGUCGUCGUUCAAGAGGCCUGAUAAGACGACGAUCGAUACAUUUUCGAAUGUGCUCACAGUGAUUGAGCGCGUGGCUGAGCUUCAGAAAAACUUGCGAGGUUUGAAGCGAAUUUCGCCGAAAUGCUAUGCCUUGUGGACUGACCUCCUAUUCGCUAUACGACGAACUCUGGACGAACGAGUUGGUCUACAGCACUUCGAAGACAUCAUCAACGAGAUUUCGAGAUUCGACUCGACGGCGAUGCUGCUCAAGACCGACCGGCUUCAUCCUGGGCAGCGGGAUGUGUUGGAUUGUUUCCGUUUCGUGGAUUCUGUCGAGCGCUUCAGUCAAGACAAAUCCAAAGCGGUCAAAGACUUCCUCGACGAAAAAUCGAAAACACUGGGCGGAGCUCAGCUCGGCAUCAGCGACGGUGAACGAAAAAUGAUUCUGAAGGCCGUUGGACUGACACGAGGACAUUGGUACCAGUGCCCCAAGGGCCACGUAUAUUGCAUCACCGAGUGCGGCGGCGCCAUGGAAGAGUCUAAAUGCAAUGAAUGCGGUGCAAUUAUCGGAGGCCGAAGCCAUGCGCUCCGGGGGGAUAAUCGAGUAGCGAGAGCGAUGGACGGUGCGACUUAUUCCGCGUGGUCGGAUCAGCAGAAUAUGCAGAACUACCGAUUCGAUGAAUUGAACUAG
Molecule: messenger RNA, 5450 nt
Organism: Galendromus occidentalis (western predatory mite)
Lineage: Eukaryota; Metazoa; Arthropoda; Arachnida; Mesostigmata; Phytoseiidae
Product: NFX1-type zinc finger-containing protein 1
Exons: 21
Coding region: 45-5450 (1801 amino acids)
Biological process (GO): regulatory ncRNA-mediated heterochromatin formation
Cellular component (GO): nuclear RNA-directed RNA polymerase complex
Molecular function (GO): helicase activity
Source: RefSeq, a predicted model, not a curated record